Dioscorea cayenensis subsp. rotundata (Guinea yam) is the source of this 1203-nucleotide messenger RNA. Its product is annotated as cytosolic Fe-S cluster assembly factor NBP35. Gene Ontology annotation, cellular component: cytosol. Lineage: Eukaryota; Viridiplantae; Streptophyta; Magnoliopsida; Dioscoreales; Dioscoreaceae. The transcript is spliced from 3 exons. Gene Ontology annotation, biological process: iron-sulfur cluster assembly. The coding region runs from base 41 to 1111 and encodes 356 amino acids. The record is from RefSeq and is a predicted model, not a curated record. Gene Ontology annotation, molecular function: ATP binding; ATP-dependent FeS chaperone activity; 4 iron, 4 sulfur cluster binding.
UCUAGUCAAAUCUUAAAACGUGAAAACCCUAAUAUCAAGAAUGGGAAGGGCUGAGGAGCGAGAGAUGGAGAACGGGAACCAUGAGAUCCCUGAAAAUGCCAACGAACAUUGCCCGGGGCCGCAGUCGGAGUCGGCGGGGAAGUCAGACGCGUGCGCGGGGUGCCCUAACCAAGAAGCAUGUGCCUCUGCACCGAAAGGACCUGAUCCUGACUUGGUUGCCAUAUCAGAGCGAAUGGCUACUGUCAAACACAAGAUUCUAGUUUUGUCUGGUAAGGGUGGUGUUGGAAAGAGCACAUUCUCUGCCCAACUCUCUUUUGCUCUUGCUGGCAUGGAUCACCAGGUUGGUCUUCUUGACAUAGAUAUAUGUGGGCCAAGCAUCCCUAAAAUGCUGGGCCUGGAAGGGCAGGAUAUCCACCAAAGUAACCUUGGCUGGUCCCCAAUCUACCUUGAAUCCAAUCUCGGGGUCAUGUCUAUUGGUUUCAUGCUUCCACACCCUGAUGAGGCAGUCAUAUGGAGAGGUCCCCGAAAGAAUGGUCUAAUCAAACAAUUCCUGAAGGAUGUGCACUGGGGUGAGCUCGACUACCUUGUGGUAGAUGCACCCCCGGGGACAUCAGACGAGCACAUCUCCAUUGUGCAGUUUCUGCUGGCCAGCGGAAUAGAUGGUGCUAUUAUCGUCACCACCCCCCAACAGGUCUCACUGAUAGAUGUGCGCAAGGAGAUUAGCUUUUGCAAGAAGGUAGGCCUUCCUAUUCUUGGUGUCGUGGAGAACAUGAGCGGGUUGAUGCUGCCGAUCUCGGAUGUUGGGUUUGCGAAGUUAAGUGAGAGCGGAGAGGAAGAAGAUGUCACAGAGUGGGCAUUGAAUUAUAUGAAGACACAUGCACCUGAGAUGCUGACUUUGUUUGUUCGUAAGGAAGUAUUCGAUAGCAGUGGGGGCGGCGCCGCAAGGAUGUGCUCAGAGAUGGGAGUACCAUUCCUCGGUAAGGUACCAAUGGAUCCCCAGCUGUGCAAAGCUGCAGAGGAAGGCAGGUCAUGCUUCACAGACAAGAAAUGCAUUGCUAGUGCCCCUGCUCUGAGAAGAAUUAUAGAGAAGUUGAUUGUCUCCCAGGAAUAGUAGUUCAUGUUUUGAAUUUUAAUUUACAUAUUUAUAUACAAUAUACAAACAAUUAAGAUGACUGUCUAUGGUCCAAAUUAAUAGGUUUUUGU